This is a messenger RNA of Colletotrichum siamense, 942 nucleotides long. RefSeq names its product Protein ATP11. The record is from RefSeq and is a predicted model, not a curated record. Lineage: Eukaryota; Fungi; Ascomycota; Sordariomycetes; Glomerellales; Glomerellaceae. The transcript has a single exon. Gene Ontology annotation, cellular component: mitochondrion. Bases 1 to 942 code for a protein of 313 amino acids. Gene Ontology annotation, biological process: mitochondrial proton-transporting ATP synthase complex assembly.
AUGGCAUCCUGCCGCAUCCCCGCGCUGCGGCACCUCGUCACCUCCUCGGCGCGCGCCUUCCGCGCAUCGAACCAGCGCCGCUGGGCCCAGGUCCACGACGUGCGCUUCCUCGCAACGACCCAGCAGCCCCGCGCCGUCGUCGAAAAGUACCGCGCGAAGCUCGAGCAGAAGGCCAAGCAGGAGGGCGUCUCCAACAUCGACGAGCUCAAGGCCGCCUACGCCGACAAGAUCCAGGAGCAGAAGAAGCGGGACGCCAUCUCGGUGCCCGGGCUGGACGAGAUCCUCAACGACGAACCCGCGCCCGCGGCGACGGCCGCGACGACACAAAAAGGCGCGCCGCCGCCGCCACCGGUGCCCGGCGCCUCGGGCAACGGCAUCAAGUCCCUCGACGAGAUCCUCGACCUCCCCAAGGCGCGCGAGCUGCCGGACAAGGAGCUGACGGCCAUCUGGCGGCUGCGCCACGCCUCGGACCCGACGUCGCUGUGCGCGGUGAUCCCGUCGUCGACGUUCCGGCAGAUGGAGGCCCUCGCGCGGGAGAACCCGCAGUUCGUGCUGCCGGUGCCGCACGAGUCGCAGGGCGCCGAGAUCCACUUCCUGCAGUGGGUGUUUGACGCGGCGUCCAAGACGGCGACGGUCAUGUUCACGCAGCUGGCCGAGUUCAAGGCGCGCGGGGAGUACGCGCAGCCGCACACGACGGUGACGCACCACACGGACCUCGCGGACGAGAGGGGCCUGGUGCUGAUGCACGGCAAGGUGUCAGAGGACCGCGGGGUCAAGUCGGAGCAUGCGCAGUGGCUUGUGAUGUGCCUGCAGAGGUUUUAUGGAGAGGCGGAGGGGAAGGAGAGGGCGGCGGAGAGGAAGAAGCUGCUGGAGUGGUUUAGGACGGGAGACCCGCGGUUCAGUGUUGAAAAGUUGAUGGAGGAGGCGGAGAGGAUCGGUUGA